Molecule: messenger RNA, 4650 nt
Organism: Erinaceus europaeus (western European hedgehog)
Lineage: Eukaryota; Metazoa; Chordata; Mammalia; Eulipotyphla; Erinaceidae
Gene: SLIT3
Product: slit guidance ligand 3
Exons: 33
Coding region: 1-4314 (1437 amino acids)
Biological process (GO): axon guidance; negative chemotaxis
Molecular function (GO): calcium ion binding; heparin binding; Roundabout binding
Source: RefSeq, a predicted model, not a curated record
AUGGAGCGUGAGGAACGCUGGCCCCCGGGGGUAGCGGGGGAGGUGGGGCCAGGGGUAGGCCCUGAGAGGGAUCAGGACAGAGCCCCGGGUCGUUGCUGCCCGGCCGAGGUCGCUGCGCACGGCAGAUGCUGUGCCUCUUCCCUCUCCCCACACAGAGACCUGAGCGAGAACCAGAUCCUGGGCAUCCCGAGGAAGGCCUUCCGAGGCAUUGCCGACGUCAAGAACCUGCAGCUGGACAACAACCACAUCAGCUGUGUUGAGGACGGAGCCUUCCGAGCCUUGCGCGGUCUGGAGAUCCUCACCCUAAACAACAACAACAUCAGCCGUAUCCUGGUCACCAGCUUCAACCACAUGCCCAAGAUCCGGACACUGCGCCUGCACUCUAACAACCUGCACUGUGACUGCCACCUGGCCUGGCUCUCAGACUGGCUGCGGCAACGGAGGACGGUGGGCCAGUUCACACUCUGCAUGGCGCCCGUGCACCUACGCGGCUUCAACGUGGCCGAUGUGCAGAAGAAGGAGUACGUAUGCCCAGGCCCCCACUCGGAGCCCCCGACCUGCAAUGCCAACUCCAUCUCUUGCCCCUCGGCCUGCACGUGCAGCAACAGCAUCGUGGACUGUCGCGGGAAGGGCCUGACGGAGAUCCCCGCCAACCUGCCUGAGGGCGUCGUGGAGAUACGCCUGGAGCAGAACGCCAUCAAGUCCAUCCCUGCUGGAGCCUUCACCCCAUACAAGAAGCUCAAACGCAUAGACAUCAGCAAGAAUCAGAUCUCAGACAUCGCGCCAGAUGCCUUCCAGGGCCUGAAGUCGCUGACCUCACUGGUCCUGUACGGGAACAAGAUCACCGAGAUCCCCAAGGGGCUGUUUGACGGGCUGGUGUCUCUACAGCUGCUCCUCCUCAAUGCCAACAAGAUCAACUGCCUGCGGGUGAACACCUUCCAGGACCUGCAGCAGCUCAGCCUGCUCUCCCUUUACGACAACAAGCUGCAGACCAUCAGCAAAGGCCUCUUCGCACCGCUGCAGGGCAUCCAGACGCUCCACCUGGCCCAGAACCCGUUUGUGUGUGACUGUCACCUGCGCUGGCUGGCUGACUUCCUGCAGGACAACCCCAUUGAGACGAGCGGCGCUCGCUGCAGCAGCCCACGGCGUCUGGCCAACAAGCGCAUCAGUCAGGUCAAGAGCAAGAAGUUCCGUUGCUCAGGCGCCGAGGACCACCGCAGCCGUUUCAGCAGCCAGUGUUUCAUGGAGCUCGUGUGCCCCGACCAGUGCCGCUGUGAGGGCACCGUCGUGGACUGCUCCAGCCAGAAGCUGGCCCGCAUCCCCAGCCACCUCCCUGAAUACGUCACUGACUUGCGGCUCAAUGACAACGAGAUCUCUGUCCUGGAAGCCACCGGUAUCUUCAAGAAGCUGCCCAGCCUGCGGAAGAUAAACCUGAGCAACAACAAGAUCAAGGAGGUGCGGGAGGGCGCCUUCGAUGGGGCGUCAGGGGUGCAGGAGCUGCUGCUGACCGGGAACCGGCUGGAGGCCGCACACGGACGCAUGUUCCGCGGGCUCAGCAGCCUCAAGACCCUGAUGCUACGGAGUAACUUCAUCAGCUGUGUGAGCAACGACACCUUCGCGGGCCUGAGCUCCGUGCGGCUGCUCUCACUCUAUGACAACCGCAUCCACACCAUCACCCCCGGGGCCUUCUCCACACUCCUGUCCCUGUCCACCAUAAACCUGCUCUCCAACCCCUUCAACUGCAACUGUCACCUGGCCUGGCUGGGCCGUUGGCUGCGGAGACGGCGCGUGGUCAGCGGGAACCCGAGGUGCCAGAAGCCCUUCUUCCUCAAAGAGAUCCCCAUCCAGGACGUGGCCCUCCAGGACUUCACCUGCGAGGGCAAUGACGAGAGCAGCUGCCAGCUGGGCCCGCGCUGCCCGGAGCAGUGUACCUGCGUGGACACGGUGGUCCGCUGCAGCAACCGGGGGCUCCGGGCCCUCCCCAGAGGCAUCCCCAAGGACGUGACGGAGCUAUACCUGGAAGGAAACCACCUGACGGCCGUGCCCCGGGAGCUGUCCGCCUUCCGACACCUGACGCUCAUUGACCUGAGCAACAACAGCAUCGGUGUGCUGACCAACUUCACCUUCAGCAACAUGUCCCAGCUCUCCACUCUGAUCCUGAGCUACAACCGGCUGCGCUGCCUGCCCCUACACGCCUUCCACGGGCUGCGCUCACUGCGCGUGCUGACACUUCACGGCAAUGACAUCUCCAGCGUCCCUGAGGGCUCCUUCAAUGACCUGGUGUCUCUGUCCCACCUGGCACUGGGCACCAACCCGCUGCACUGUGACUGUGGCCUGCGCUGGCUGUCCGAGUGGGUGAAGGCCGGCUACAAGGAGCCCGGCAUCGCCCGCUGCAGCAGCCCCGAGCCCAUGGCCGACCGGCUGCUGCUCACCACGCCCGCCCACCGCUUCCAGUGCAGAGAACCGGCGGACAUCCACAUCUUGGCCAAGUGCAACGCCUGCCUGUCCAGCCCGUGCAGGAACAAUGGUACCUGCAGCCCGGACGCUGUGGAGCUGUUCCGCUGCUCCUGCCCCUACGGCUACAAGGGCAAGGACUGCUCUGUACCCAUCAACACCUGCAUCCAGAGCCCCUGCCAGCACGGGGGCACCUGCCACCUCAGUGACACCCUCAAGGAUGGCUUCAGCUGCUCUUGCCCCCUGGGCUUCGAGGGGCACCGGUGUGAGCUCAACCCUGACGACUGUGAGGACAAUGACUGUGAGAACAAUGCCACCUGCGUGGAUGGCAUCAACAACUACCAGUGUGUGUGCUCACCCAACUACACGGGGGAGCUGUGUGACGAGGUCAUUGACCACUGUGUGCCCGAGAUGAACCUCUGUCAGCACCAGGCCAAGUGCGUCUCCCUGGACAGAGGGUUCAGGUGUGAGUGUCUGCCCGGCUUCCACGGAAAACUGUGCGAGACAGACGAGGACGAGUGCGCCACCCACAGGUGUCUGCACGGGGCACAGUGCGUGGACGCUGUCAACAGCUACACCUGCGUCUGCCCGCCGGGCUUCAGCGGGCCCUUCUGUGAGCACCCCCCACCCAUGGUGCUGCUGCAGACCAGCCCCUGCGACCAGUACGAGUGCCAGAACGGGGCGCAGUGCGUGGAGGUGCAGCGUGAGCCCACCUGCCGCUGCCCCCCGGGCUUCGCCGGCCCGCGCUGCGAGCACCUCGUCACCAUCAACUUCCUGGGGAAGGACUCCUAUGUGGAGCUGGCCUCGGCCAAGGCCCGUCCCCAAGCCAACAUCUCCCUGCAGGUGGCCACGGACAAGGACAACGGCAUCCUGCUCUACAAGGGAGACCACGACCCCCUGGCACUGGAGCUGUACCAAGGCCACGUGCGUCUGGUCUACAACAGCCUCAGCUCCCCACCCACCACUGUGUACAGUGUGGAAACGGUGAACGACGGGCAGUUCCACAGCGUGGAGCUGGUGAUGCUGAACCAGACCCUCAACCUGGUGGUGGACAAGGGAGCCCCCAAGAGCCUGGGGAAGCUCCAGAAGCAGCCGGCCGUGGGCACCAACAGCCCCCUCUACCUUGGAGGCAUCCCCACGUCCACGGGCCUCUCGGCGCUGCGCCAGGGCGGGGAGCGGGCACCGGGCGGCUUCCAUGGCUGCAUCCACGAGGUUCGAAUCAACAACGAGCUGCAGGACUUCAAGGCACUGCACCCCCAGUCCCCCGGCGUGGCCCCCGGCUGUAAGUCCUGCUCUGUGUGCCGCCACGGCCGCUGCCGAGCCCUGGAGAGGGACAGCGUGCUCUGCGAGUGCCACCCGGGCUGGGCCGGGCCCCUGUGCGACCAGCCUGCGAGGGACCCCUGCCUGGGCCACAGCUGUGUCCACGGCAGGUGUGUGCCGGCGACGGGGGGCUCGUUCGAGUGCCAGUGUGCGGAGGGCUUCGGGGGGCCUCUGUGUGACCUGAGGAACCGCUCGGCCGCCUGCGAGGCCCUUCAGUGCCAGCACGGGCAGUGCCAGGUGUCGGAGCGCGGGGAGCCCCGCUGCCUGUGCCCGCCUGGCUUCAGCGGGGAGCUCUGUGAGCAAGAGAGCCGCUGCCAGGGCGAGGUGGUCCGCGAGCUGGUGCGGCGCCAGCGCGGCUCGGUGUGGUGCGUGACGGCGUCGCGGGUGCCGGUGCUGAGCUGCCGGGGCGGCUGCGGGCCCCAGUGCUGCCUGCCCACCCGCGGCCGGCCGCGCAGGUACGUGUUCCGCUGCCCCGACGGCUCCUCGUUCUCGGAGGAGCUGGACAGACACGCCGAGUGCGCCUGCCGCGCGUGCGCCUGAGCCGGAGGAGACGCCGCCGCGCAUGCGCCGGGGCCGCGGAGGAGACGCCGCCGCGCAUGCGCCGGGGCCGCGGAGGAGACGCCCGCCGCGCAUGCGCCGGGGCCGCGCAGGGGGACCAGGAGGACGAGGCCGCCCGCCGCGCAUGCGCCGGAGCCCGACGGCGGAGAGGCGAGGCCGCCUACUGCGCGUGCGCCGCGCUCCAUCCUCGGCAUGACUGCUCUCGGCGCCCUGGACCGGGGGCCUCCGCCGCGCCCCCCCGAGUGCUGUGCGUCUGCCCCGCUUAUGACGGCUGUCCGAGGUGUUGCGGAACAGACCAAUAAACGUGUUUGAAAAGGA